This is a messenger RNA of Pangasianodon hypophthalmus (striped catfish), 1832 nucleotides long. RefSeq names its product globoside alpha-1,3-N-acetylgalactosaminyltransferase 1-like. The record is from RefSeq and is a predicted model, not a curated record. The coding region runs from base 653 to 1534 and encodes 293 amino acids. Gene Ontology annotation, biological process: carbohydrate metabolic process. Gene Ontology annotation, cellular component: vesicle; membrane; Golgi apparatus. Lineage: Eukaryota; Metazoa; Chordata; Actinopteri; Siluriformes; Pangasiidae. The transcript has 7 exons. Gene Ontology annotation, molecular function: hexosyltransferase activity.
AAGGACGGGAGAACAUCACAAUGCGGGUUGGACAGAAUUUCUGUCUGUUUUCCCUUAUUAUCACCGGUUCACUCCUCGGACUACUGAAGCCUUGGUCCACAAAGAGCUUACAAAGCCUGAACAGGAUCUCACUGUAGAAAGAUAUUGAUCAGGAGAGGGGUAAAAAAAAGAAUUUCCAAAACAUUAGAUGCACCAUGGAACACCGUGAAGGCCAUCAUCAACAAGUGGAGAAAAUGGAGCACCACAAUGACUUCACCAAGAACAGGAUGUCCCUCCAAAAUUUAUAAAAAGACAAGACAAAAACUUACCAGGGAGGCUGCCUAGAGACCUAUGGCAACAUUAAAGGAGCUGAAGGAAUGUCUGAGAAGUACUGAUUACUCUCUGCAUGUGACAACAAUCUCUCAUAUUCUUCACAUUCUCACAAAAACAUCCUUUCUCACAAAAAAACAUCCAAGCUCAACCAAAUCACCCCAAACCAUGUGGCAAAAUGUGGCUGCUUUUCUUCAGCCAGAACUGGGGCUUUUAUCAAAGUGUUGGGAAUCAUGAAUAAUUUGUUUUCUUCAUCAGGUUCAUUUACUUCAGCUACACAUCCACUUGGUUCAGUGAUGUGUUGGAGUGCAGAGUGAAUUUGGAAACAAAACAGCAUGUUAAUAUGGACUUAAUCUUUCCUGCAGGGAUUGCAUACACUCAGCCCAGUGUGAGCAGUAGUCGGCCAGAUGUUGCCACGACGACGCAAUGGUUAGCUCCAAUUGUGUGGGAGGGUACAUUUGAUUUGACGGUGAUUGACGGCAUCUACAAACAACAGAACAUCACUGUGGCGACCACCGUCUUCGCUCUGGGGAAGUAUGUGCGUUUCCUGAAGGACUUCCUAGAGUCGGCGGAGCAGCACUUCAUGGUGGGCUACCGAGUGCAUUAUUACCUGUUUACAGAUCGCCCGGACGAAGUUCCCGUGGUAACACUGGGGGAGGGGCGUCAGUUGACUGUGAUAAAAACAGCAAGCUCAAACCGCUGGCAGGAAAUCUCGCUACGCAGGAUGGAGUUGAUUGAGAAGCUCAUUGAAGAGGAACUCACCAACAAGGUAGACUACAUAUUCAGCCUCGACGUCGACUCCAAAUUCUAUGCUCACUGGGGUGCGGAGUCUCUGGGCGAUCUUGUUGGCGUGCUGCAUGCCUGGUUUUUUGCAACAUCUCGGGAACAGUUCACGUACGAGAGGCGUCCUGAAUCUCAGGCCUUCAUACCUUUAGAAGAAGGAGACUACUACUAUGGAGGGGCCGUGAUCGGAGGGCGCCUCGACAAAGUGCUCAAGCUGGCGAAGACGUGCCGCAUGCAGCUGGAAGCGGACCGAGCAAAUCAAAUCGAAGCGGCAUGGCAGGAAGAGUCUCACCUGAACAAGUACUUCCUGUACAACAAACCCACCAAGUUGCUCUCACCUGAAUACCUGUGGGAUGACAGAAAAGAGAAACCCAGCUUCAUGAAAGUGGUGCGUUUCUCACAGGUAGUCAAAAACUAUGCUGAGAUUCGACCCAACCCUUAAUGCACACUGUACCUCAGCUCAUGUUAUGUGUUUUUCACAUACCCUUACCUCCAUUUUAACUGCAAUGGGUUUCUCAGAUAAGAUAAAUAAUAUAAAAAAAUUAAAAAAUAAAGUUAACAUUCCUAAAACAGAACAUUAGUUGAAGAAAACAUCUAUGAACACUCAUGGAACCAAAAUUUCCUAAAACAAUAACAAUCAGGGAAUGUUUGCUUUUGUGUGUUUUCCUGGGUUUUAUGUUUGUAAGUGAAACUUUAUUACACAAAACAGGUUACUCAAUAAAGAAAAUUAUUAAAGGAAA